CUCCUCCUGCUCAAAGAAGAUGGCACUGAGGCUCCCUUUCCCACCCUAUAACCCUUCUUGUUUCUCCUCCUCUCUGCGUUUUGGCGCUCGCAAAACAAAAUAUUCAAAGAUCCUCAUGACCCUCUCCCCACCUUCUAAGCGUAGGGAGAUAAACGAUGACAUGGCGAAGCAGAUGAGAACCCUUAAAGUAGAGAUCAAGGAGGUCACUCACUCCAUGCAUCCAGAAAAGCUGGAGAUCUUCAAGUCAUUAGAGGAAUGGGUGGAAGACAACAUCUUGACACUCCUGAAGCCCGUCGAGAGCUCGUGGCAACCGCAGGAUUUCUUGCCGGAUCCCUCAGCCGAAGGCUUCUUCGACGGUGUGAAGGAGAUGAGGGACCGGGCAGCGGGGAUCCCGGAUGACUACUACGUGUGCUUAGUCGGCAACAUGAUCACCGAAGAGGCCCUGCCAACGUAUCAAAGCGUCAUCAACACAUUCGACGGCGUUCGAGACGAGACGGCGUCCAGCCUGAGCUCGUGGGCCAGGUGGACGAGGAAGUGGUCGGCCGAGGAGAACCGUCAUGGAGAUAUCCUUAACAAGUAUCUCUACUUGAGUGGGAGACUGGAUAUGAGGCAGAUAGAGAAGACCAUACAGUACCUGAUUGGCUCCGGGAUGAUUUUGCCUGCGGAGAACGACCCAUAUCGGGGUUUUAUCUACACUUCCUUCCAAGAAAGGGCAACCUUCAUCUCUCAUGGGAACACAGCAAAGCAUGCCAAAGACCAUGGUGACAUACUGCUGGCGAAAAUAUGCGGCCUGAUCGCCGCAGACGAGAAGCGUCACGAGGCGGCAUACACCAAGAUCAUCGAAAAAUUAUUCGAGAUCGAUCCAGACACGACCAUGUUGGCCCUCGGCGAUAUGAUGAAAAAGAGAAUCACCAUGCCUGCUCUUCUGAUGUUUGAUGGCCAGGAUGACAACCUGUUCGACCACUACUCCUCUGUAGCCCAGAGGAUUGGUGUUUACACAACCAAGGAUUAUGGAGACAUAGUGGAAUUCUUUGUGAAGAGAUGGAAUGUGGAGGAACUCACAGGCUUGUCGGGAGAGGGGAGAAGGGCGCAGGAUUACGUGUGCGGCCUUGCUCAGAGGAUUAGGAGGAUGGACGAGAGAGCUCAGGAGAGGAAAGUCAAGCAAUCCCACAUGGUUCCUUUUAGCUGGAUCUUCAACAGGUCUGUUCUGGUGUAGAUUGAGCAGUGCUCUUGAGGGCUCAUCUUUCUUUCUUGCAUGCUUCUUGUAAUAGUACGUAGUUGUGUGGCAUGCCCCUGCGUAUGACUGUAUCUUAGUUAAGGGCAAUAAAAAUUUCUUCUCUCUCUCA
Messenger RNA from Phoenix dactylifera (date palm), 1346 nucleotides. RefSeq names its product stearoyl-[acyl-carrier-protein] 9-desaturase, chloroplastic-like. The record is from RefSeq and is a predicted model, not a curated record. Gene Ontology annotation, cellular component: chloroplast stroma. Gene Ontology annotation, molecular function: stearoyl-[ACP] desaturase activity. Gene Ontology annotation, biological process: fatty acid biosynthetic process. Lineage: Eukaryota; Viridiplantae; Streptophyta; Magnoliopsida; Arecales; Arecaceae.